Biomphalaria glabrata is the source of this 1234-nucleotide messenger RNA. RefSeq names its product nucleoporin Nup37-like. NCBI's taxonomy places the organism in Eukaryota, Metazoa, Mollusca, Gastropoda, Planorbidae. The record is from RefSeq and is a predicted model, not a curated record. The transcript has 7 exons. Bases 171 to 1145 code for a protein of 324 amino acids. Gene Ontology annotation, cellular component: nuclear pore outer ring. Gene Ontology annotation, molecular function: protein binding.
AUUCCGGAAGUGCUUUUACUUAAACAUCUCUCGAUAUCUAGUCAAUGUUUACAUCACACUUACCGCACUAAUUUUAAAAGGAUUAUCCAGGUCUAGUCUAAAUACAGACGACUAGAUUAGAUCUAGUGUAGGAUCAAUUUUUUUUACUAGCAUUAGAUCUACAUAAGAAAAUGAAAAAUGAGUCUGGUGCCACUUAUACAAUACCCAUUCCAGACACCGUUGUGUGUAUAGAAUUCUCACCUUUCGAAUGGUCUUGCCAAUUGUUGGCAGUCGGCACAUCUUCAGGCAUUUCUGUUUACUCUUGCAGAUUUUCGGAAGAAGAUGCAGAGAUUACUAAUGGCAUUGAAUAUAAACUUUUGAGAGAAUUUUCCAGCAAGAGUUAUUGUCUGGCGAUAGCAUGGAGUCCUCAGUCAUCUUUGAAUUGUGUGCCAAAGAAUCUUACUUUUGCAGCUGCAUCCGAUGACAGAACUCUGAAAAUAUUUUCUACAGACAUGAAUUUGAAAAAUUCUCAAACAAUUCUUAAAGGGCACAAAGGAUUUGUAAAUGCUAUCACUUUUGAUCCCAAUGAGGGCAGUCAGCUUGCUAGUACUGGAGAUGAUCUAACUUGUCGGAUUUGGUCUCUUAAUUCUAAUCAACCACAACAGGAGACCAUCUUUCAUUUAACAUCUCCUGGUGUGUCCGUUUGUUGGCAUGCUGAUGAGCCUUUCAAAUUGAUGGUGGCACAAAAUGAUGGAACUAUCAAAUUUUUUUCUCUUCACAAUCAUCAACUUAUAUUUAGUUUAAGCUGUGGCCAAGGACCUUUGCUGUCUGCUGACUGGUCAAGGCACAAUAACCUGUUAGUAGGUGCUGUGUCUGGCUCUGAGUGGAUGGUCUUCAACAUAUCCUUGUCUAGUUUACCAAUAGAAAGACGUCAGGCUCACAAUGAAGGGGCUAUUAACUUUCAGUGGUCUCGAUGUCAUGAAUUAUUACUGGCAACCUGUGGUAGACCAGGGCAUCAAUUAAAAGUAUUCAACAUAAGACACCAGCAACUUCAUGUGAAUGCCAGCUUGAAAACAUCCUAUGGGUUAUCUUGGCACCUCCAUCUCCCACUUGUAGCUGUUGGUGGGGACAAGGCUGUACACAUUUGGACCAUUGAAUCUAUUUAACACUCACAUGUUCUCUGUAUUCAUUUCUUUUGAUUUCAUCAUGUAAAAUAAAGUUUUUAUUAGACCAAUGUCAAGGUCUGAUUAAUGUU